Messenger RNA from Colossoma macropomum (tambaqui), 2847 nucleotides. RefSeq names its product phosphate cytidylyltransferase 2, ethanolamine (gene pcyt2). The record is from RefSeq and is a predicted model, not a curated record. The transcript has 13 exons. Gene Ontology annotation, biological process: phosphatidylethanolamine biosynthetic process. Gene Ontology annotation, cellular component: cytoplasm. Lineage: Eukaryota; Metazoa; Chordata; Actinopteri; Characiformes; Serrasalmidae. Gene Ontology annotation, molecular function: ethanolamine-phosphate cytidylyltransferase activity. The coding region runs from base 102 to 1271 and encodes 389 amino acids.
GGUCCUGUACAGUGUACACUCACCGCUCACCCAGCAGCGCAGCCGCCCUGUUUACUUCACCGCUCUCCAAUUGACCACCUUGACCGUCUCGCCGUCCAGCAAUGAUCAAAAACGGCCACCACGCGCCCUGUGAGAGCGGCGGAGAGCCGCGGGAGCGCGCGACGGAGAAGAGGAAGCGCGUGGUUCGGGUUUGGUGCGACGGAUGCUAUGACAUGGUCCACUAUGGUCACUCUAAUCAGCUGCGGCAGGCCAAGGCAAUGGGAGAUCACCUGGUGGUGGGAGUUCACACAGACGGAGAGAUAGCGAAGCACAAAGGUCCCCCGGUCUUCACUCAGGAGGAGCGCUAUAAGAUGGUCCGGGCGAUAAAGUGGGUGGACGAGGUCGUAGAGGGAGCUCCGUACGUCACCACGCUGGAGACGCUCGACAAACACAACUGCGACUUCUGCGUCCACGGGGAUGACAUCACUUUGACGGUGGACGGGAAGGACACGUAUGAUGAAGUGAAGCGGAUGGGGCGGUACAGGGAGUGUAAACGCACUCAGGGUGUGUCGACCACAGACCUGGUUGGCCGGAUGCUGCUGAUGACGAAAGCUCAUCACACUAACAUGGAUAACUCCGAUUACCAACAACAUGCAGAUAACUUUGGGAAGGGUCCUAAAGGCCAUAGUCCGUGGACCGGGGUCUCUCAGUUCCUCCAGACGUCUCAGAAGAUCAUCCAGUUCGCCUCAGGGAAAGAGCCCCAGCCUGGAGACACCAUCAUUUACGUAGCCGGAGCGUUCGACCUCUUCCAUAUCGGUCAUGUGGACUUCCUGGAGGCGGUGUUCAAACAAGCAGAGAGACCGUACGUCAUCGUGGGGCUGCACUUCGACCAGGAAGUGAACCGUUACAAAGGGAAGAACUAUCCCAUCAUGAACAUCCACGAGAGGACGCUGAGUGUGCUGGCGUGCCGGUAUGUGUCGGAAGUGGUGAUCGGGGCUCCAUACGCUGUGGAUAAAGACCUUCUAGAUCAUUUUAAGGUGGACCUGGUGUGUCACGGACAGACGGAGGUGUUUCCGGAUAAGGACGGCGCAGACCCCUACGCGGAGCCGAAGAAGAGAGGAGUAUUUCGUGUUAUCGACAGCAGCAAUGGCCUCACGACUGAUGACAUCGUCCAGAGAAUCAUUGAGAACAGGCUGCAGUUUGAGGCGAGGAAUCAGAAGAAAGAAGCGAAGGAGAUGGCCGCGAUCGAGGCACUGAGGCGCAGAGAGGACGGAGAGAAGAGCCAAGCUUAGUAGCAACCAACGAAAAGACACGACAACGAAAAACCAAGGGCUUGACCAGAAAAGCACUGGUCCUCUUUUCCUCUCCUUCCUUAUCGUCCCCUGUCCCCCUGUCCUCCUGUCCUCCUGUCCUCUCCUCACACUUGGUGAAAUACUGUGGACACUGUAGCGUCAGUCCCUUCUGCAACGUACUUUAAAGCAGCCUGGUUUUCGUCCACUGGGGGGAAAAAGGUGCUGCGAAAUUAUGAUACUGUGAAAGAAUCUGAGACCAAAUCUGUUAUCAGGGCAGACAGUUUUCACAACAUGCACAAUAAUGUCCAUAUAUACGAUGAUGUCAGAAUGAAUGCAAAUAAACAGCAAUACAGUCAAUAUUCAUUUUAUUUCUCUAGUAUGCUAAGUUAGCCAUUUUCAGACCUGUUCUAGUUGCCAUUCAGUACCUGUUUAGGUUAAUCAGUCCUUAAUUAAAGCGCUACUUCAGCAACAAAUCACACCCAUAGGUAAGAAGGUAAACCUGUCGUCGAUCAUUGUACGAGGCUAAUGUAGCUUAAUGGAAGCUUUUUUUGUAUAGAAAGUCUGUUUGAGAUUUGGCAGCGUUUGAGGCGAGCGUGUGAUGAUUUUAGGUAUGCAGUUAGCACCAUGCUAAUAGGUGUCCAUAAGAUUCUAUUACUUGUUAGCUACAUUAGCCUCGUAGCACUAGUGCAAAACUCAAGGACACCAAACAUGCCUUUCCAAAUCAUGAACGCUGAAUUACAGGCACAGAUUAGCACGUCUAAAUCAUUAUUUAUAAACAUGAACCAAAUUGGAUGUAGGCUUUCAGUUAGCACCAUGCUAAUUGGUGUCCAUAAACUUCCAUUACUUGUUAGCCACAUUAGCAUUGUAGCGGUAAAGAAUCAAGCUUCAGACACCAAAUAUGUCUCGGCUGAUCGACCACAUUUGGAUUAAGGAUGAAUUUAUUUAUUUACGUUAAAUCAGGUUCUGGUGGUGGAACUAAACGGAUCCAUACGCUGCCUAAAGUGGAACCAAACAUGUUCUUCCUACCACCAACACAUUCUGCUUCCUUUUUACCGUGUUAAUGUUUAUUUGCAUUCAUGAUAAUGUUCUUUAGCCAGGUUCCCAGGCCCAGAUUAAGGCUAAUCUCAGACUAACAAGGAAUUUCUAGUAGAAAUUCACCAUUGCUGCUGCAGUUUAGUCCGAGACUAGGCUUAAUCCAUGUCUGGGAAACCAGACCACAAGUAAAACACACUUACUGCCCAGAUUUUACACAGUUUAACCUUUACAAAGUGCUGUAUUUCCUCAUUUGCACAUUUGUUUGUUCAGUAACACAGAGAAUGUGCUUGUUUUCCAACAUGGGCGAGUUUAGAGCCCCAGCACCGCUUACAGGACUAAAACUGAGGGCUGCUUUAACAGAACAGGUCACGGUGGGAACUCUGGGUAAAAGUUUUUAGAAUUUACUUCUGUUUAAUAGCGAUGGCUCAUCGUGUGAUGAGCGAGUGAUUUAAUUAUGUAACAGUACCUGUUAAAUGGGUAGAAACACACUGUAGUCUCUCUGUCGGAGAGGUUUGUAAAACAAGAAAAACAAAAAAAAACA